GACGAAGAUAAGAAUGGAGACGAUGAAAUGGAUGAACGUUAUUGGAGUUGUGCUUGAAGCAUCUGAUGACGGAUUUUAUAAGAUUGGGACCAAGCAUGGUAUCCUACAAAAAUUAUAUUGCAGAAAUGAAUUUUAUAUCUGCACACAAAAGUUUUUAUUGGAAGAAGAAGUAAACAAGAACAAUGAAAUUUCGUUAAGAACUGCAGCGAUAAAACAUUCAGUUGGAACAGGCCAAGGUUUCUUUAAGUGUAGUUGCACCAAGAAGUGUAUGUCGAAUCGAUGUCUUUGCAAGAAAAAUAACGUUCUCUGCAACUCGAAAUGCCAUAAUAGUUUGACAUGUAAUAACAAGUAAAUAAUAAAAAUUACUAAACAUGUUUGUAAUA
Messenger RNA from Acanthoscelides obtectus, 383 nucleotides. The record is from the annotation of a GenBank genome assembly. Lineage: Eukaryota; Metazoa; Arthropoda; Insecta; Coleoptera; Chrysomelidae.